AGAGGCGGGCCUCACCUUUGAACCACUUCCGGUUAAGCGCAUGCCUCCUCUUCGAAUUAGCUAGCUAACUGGCUAACAUAUCUUCGUAUAUUUAUAGGCAACAUUAGGAGUUCAUACAACGGUUUGGUUCCGUAAUUUAAUUUCUGAUCACCUGAACGUGUGACUUGCGUAGACAACAUGAAUAUUCGCAACGCAAGACCGGAAGACCUUAUGAACAUGCAGCAUUGCAACCUGCUGUGUCUCCCAGAGAACUACCAGAUGAAGUACUACUUCUACCAUGGAUUGUCCUGGCCCCAGCUUUCAUACAUCGCAGAGGAUGAGAAUGGCAAAAUAGUGGGAUAUGUUCUGGCCAAGAUGGAGGAGGAUCCAGAUGAUGUUCCCCAUGGUCACAUUACUUCGCUGGCAGUCAAGCGCUCCCACAGACGUUUGGGUCUGGCUCAAAAGCUGAUGGACCAAGCCAGCCGAGCAAUGAUUGAAAACUUCAAUGCCAAAUAUGUCUCACUUCAUGUCCGGAAAAGCAGUAACCGAGCGGCCUUGCACCUGUACUCAAACACACUGAAAUUCCAGAUUAGUGAAAUAGAGCCCAAGUACUAUGCAGAUGGGGAGGAUGCCUACGCCAUGAAGAGAGAUCUAGCCCACAUGGCUGAUGAGGUCCCACAGUUGAGAAAGCAUGGAGUAAAGGCACUGGGUCAGGAUGCUCCCACUGCUACGACCCCAACGGGUGACCAGGAGAAGGAGGUGGGGGACAGUGGCGGAGACAGCAAAGAGUUGAGCGAAGUCAGUGAGGCCACAGAGAGUACAGACGUCAAAGAUUCAUCCUCCGAUUCACAAUGACUGCCACUUUGAUAGCCUUUUUUUUUUUUUUUUUUUUGCCACCGGAGUCGCAUAACUACACUUUUUGUCAUGCCGGGAAAUAGGAAAAACUGCUGUGCACCGCGUGACGGAUGAUGAUGGUGGUGGUCGUCUGUUACUCAUCCCUUUAGAGCGUGUGGACAGGAAAAAAGUUUUUCCAGAACUUUCUUUGCGUUAGUGACGAAUGAAGCAACAGAGAAUUUAGUUGAAACGGGAAUAUUUUUGGAAUUGGUUUUGUGGUCAAGUUCACAACUGACUCCUGACGUGAUGUUGUCACCACCAAAUACCACUGUUGCCACUAACCCAUGAAAUAAUAACAUGUGUUUUGGGAUGUGACAAUUUGUUCUGUUGAGUAUUUUUUCAAAAAUACUUACAAAUAAAAAUUCUAACUAAUA
Molecule: messenger RNA, 1247 nt
Organism: Esox lucius (northern pike)
Lineage: Eukaryota; Metazoa; Chordata; Actinopteri; Esociformes; Esocidae
Gene: naa10
Product: N-alpha-acetyltransferase 10, NatA catalytic subuni
Exons: 8
Coding region: 178-834 (218 amino acids)
Biological process (GO): N-terminal peptidyl-glutamic acid acetylation
Cellular component (GO): NatA complex
Molecular function (GO): protein N-terminal-serine acetyltransferase activity; protein-N-terminal-glutamate acetyltransferase activity
Source: RefSeq, a predicted model, not a curated record